AUGCCAGUGCCAAAGGACAAGCGUCACGUGACAGGAUUACCUGCAGCUGGUGAUGACCAUUGUGUCGAGCGCUACACCCCUGGAAUUGGCCAGAUUGGCGAAGAGGAGAGAAUUAAAAAGGAAAUUAUCCAACUUUUGAGCAUAGAGCCCAUGCCACACUCGGUACUUAACAAGGCUCUGCCUGAGGGAACCAACCAUGAGACUGGCAUGGAGAAGGUGAUCGACAGUGUAGCUGAUUUUAAGAAAUCAUCUGGUGCAACCAAAGGCUUCUAUGAAUUGAAGAAGUCAUAUUACUCUCACUACAACCUCUUCUUCUACCACUACACUCGGGAAGAACAGAGCAAGUCCGAGGUGGCACAGAGAGCAAGAAAGAAGACUGCUGGUGAGGAGGAGUGCUGUCCACCACCUGUCCCUCCUGCAUUUACUGUUCCUUUCACCAUGAUUGUCAACAUCCUCCAGUGUGAUGUUUUCCUUCAUAUCCUGAAGACAGUUUUGAAGAGAAUGAUGGAUCUGAAAUCCCAGAGUGUGAGUGAGUCACAGCUACAGAAGGUCCUUCAUCUAGUUGGAUAUGCACUUCAUGAAGAGGAGCGCUACUAUCACAACAAUGACCCCUACUUCCACUUCACACGAAGGGCCCAGAAGAUUAACCUACUUGGUCUGCUUGAGGGUCUUGUGGGACACCACAGAACCACCACACAUAAAGACCUCCUGGCAUGGACAAUCAGAAAGUACCACAGUGUGCUGAGUCUGUCAGCUUCUUCAAGCAAAGAAGCUCAAACAUCAGAGGCAGUGAUGGCUUCUACCUCUACCUCAGUCGCAGCUUCUGCUAGCUCCGAGAAGAAACGAAGGUCUGACAUUGCUGCACAGAGAAAGGCACGCAUUAUGAUGAAGAUGGCAUCCAUGCAACAAAACUUCAUCAAGACCAAUGAAACGCUUUUCCAGGAAACCUCUUCAACAGAGCAGACAAAUGAUGUUGUUGAACCAACACCAAUGGACCUCACAGAACAGCUACCGGAGGACAUGAUAGCUAUUGGUCCUCGCCAGACCCUAGUGCAACCUCAGGAAGUUAGCCACACCUGCAUUCUGUGCCACCAAGAAGACCAGGUUGGCCGUGGUGAAGGUUCAACAGGCAGAGCCAUGGUGCUUGGGGCCCUUGUCCAGAGAUCGACAGUCCUUUCUCGCAAUCGAGCCCGGCGCUUGGAUCAGCCAGACAACCAUGACCCACUGUUACUCCCAGCUGACCUCUAUUGGGGUGCACACACAUCCUCCUGUGGUCACACCAUGCACGCUCACUGCUGGCAGGAGUACUUUGACGAUGUGGUCAAGAAGGAGAGGAGGAAACCCUAUCGGUGAGUGUUGAAAUUA
This is a messenger RNA of Penaeus vannamei (Pacific white shrimp), 1365 nucleotides long. The record is from RefSeq and is a predicted model, not a curated record. Lineage: Eukaryota; Metazoa; Arthropoda; Malacostraca; Decapoda; Penaeidae.